Herpailurus yagouaroundi (jaguarundi) is the source of this 1050-nucleotide messenger RNA. RefSeq names its product mucin 12, cell surface associated (gene MUC12). The transcript is spliced from 7 exons. The record is from RefSeq and is a predicted model, not a curated record. NCBI's taxonomy places the organism in Eukaryota, Metazoa, Chordata, Mammalia, Carnivora, Felidae. The coding region runs from base 1 to 750 and encodes 249 amino acids.
AUGGAGGCAAACUACACUUCAGAGUUUGAUGAACUAUUUGCAAACCUCUCUAAACUCAUAAAGGUCAAGAUUAUGAAUGAGACCAAAAGGCUAUCUGGUGAUUCUGAAGAGUGCAGAGCCUCCUCACAUCUGUGCUUCAGUGAGGAAGCCACCAUCGUGAGCGAGAACGUGAUGCUGGGGUUUGACUUGAAGGGCUGUCUACCCUUCCCCACCCCCCACCCCCCAGAGCAAUGCACUCAGAAGGCUGCGAAGGACUAUGCCCAGUUCUACUUUGUGGAUGAGCUGGAUGGGAAGCUGGCCUGUGUGACCAAAUGCACCUCGGGGACGAAGUUGCAACUGAACUGUAAUGAGGGAGAAUGCCAGCUGCAACGCAGUGGCCCCCGCUGCCUAUGCCCAACCUCGGACACACACUGGUACUGGGGAGAGACGUGUGCAUUGAGCACCAGCAAGAGCCUGGUGUACGGGAGUGUGGGGGCCGUGGGAGCACUGCUGGUGGUCAUGGUGGUGAUCCUGACUGUCUUCCUUGGCCGAUCCCAGAGAAAACUGCACAGGCAAGAAUACAAUUUGUGGCAAGGAGAAGAUCUUCCUGGCGGCUUCCAGAACACAGGCAUCUGGGAAGAUGAGAAUCUGAAGGAAGACAGAUUCGCCCUUGAAAACAUCUACAGCCAUUUCCAGCCCUCUCUGGAGAACGUUGACCCUACUACAGAGCUCCACAUCCAGAGGCCCAGGGUCCUGACAACUGCUCAGUGAGUGAGACAAGAGGCUCCCACCGCUCAUCCAGAUUUGGACAAGACAGCAGAUAGAGCCCACGACGGCGCUACUCCCCACCUCCCCUGUUGGUCCAAAGGAAACUGACAUCGGGGCCUGAGGUGGCCCUACUCAGAGCUGGUGGGCUUGGUCUGGGCCCUGCUGUGAGCCCCCCUCUGCUUUCUCACACUCUGUCCAGGAGCCCAAGGGCUGCCCAGACACCCUGACAUCAUUGUUUGCUCCAGAGACGCCCCACUCUGGAAUUCCCCCUCCCCCCAAUAAAAGAGCUAGGCUUAAAGUAGA